AUGCACGCCGUCCAUCUCCAUGCAAGGCCUGAUCCCGAGCAGCACGUGUCGGUCAAGCAGUACGAGGACAAGUACCCCAACAUCAAGGCGUACAACUUGUCAGUGCCGAUCGACCAUUUCCACAAUGACUCGAGAUACGAGCCGCACUCGGACGGUUCGUUUCCCCUGCGGUACUGGCUUGACAUCUCCAACUACAAGCCGGGAGGCCCCGUCAUUGUCCUCCACUCCGGCGAAUUCGAUAGCACUGAGCGACUGCCUUAUCUCCAGCAUGGAAUCGUGCCUAUCCUGACAAAGGCGACGGGAGGAGUCGGCCUCAUCAUGGAGCAUCGAUACUACGGCACCAGCUACCCCGUCCCUGAUCUUACGACAGAAAACCUGCGCUUCCUCACGACGGAACAAGCUCUCGCAGAUACUGCCUAUUUUGCAAAGCACGUUCGGUUCCCCGGUCUGGAGCAUCUCGAUCUCACCUCUCCCGGAACGCCUUGGUUCAUAUACGGAGGGUCUUAUGCUGGCGCUUUCUCAGCCUUCUGUCGCAAGCUAUACCCAGCGACCUACUGGGGGGCCAUUUCAUCAUCAGGCGUCACGGCUGCCAUUGAGGACCUCUGGAAUUACUUCGAAGCGGCGCGACAGUACGCUCCAGGCGACUGCGGCCCUACCACGCAGAAGCUUACUCACGUUGUUGAUACCGUCCUCUUUGGCGACGACAGGGGCAAGGUACGCCGCUUCAAGGAACUCUUUGGUCUUGGGGACCUCGACGACGCCGACUUUGCCACCACCAUCACCCGCGGUCUCCAUGGGCUGCAGUCCACUAACUGGGACCCCGAAGAGGACGUGUCCUCCCUUGGGAUUUACUGCGCAGUUGUCACUUCGGAUGUUCAGCUGUUUGCCAGCACGGCUCACCUCAUCCCGACGGUGCAGGAUUUGGUCGCAAGAGCCGGCUUUGCAGGACAGUCCGAUGUCCUCUCUGUUCGCAUGCUCAACUAUAUCGGCUAUGUCAGAGACUACGUCAAAACCGAUCUCAAGAAAGGUUGCAAGGGCAAGUCAGUCUUGGAGUGUUUCUCUUCCCGCUAUACAUCCAACGACACGAGUCUCAACGCUGGAUGGCUGAGGAGUUGGAGCUACCAGGUGUGUACACAAUGGGGAUAUUUUGUCACCGGCUCAGGUACGCCCAAGGACCAGCUUCCAAUGAUUUCUCGAGCCAUCACCCUCGAAGCGGCAUCGUCGCACUGCGAGAGACUCUUCAACAUCACCACCCCCCCGGACAUCGAGUCCAUCAACAAGCUUGGGGGCUUCAACUUCAGCUACCCUCGCCUGGCAAUUUUGGACGGCUUACAGGAUCCAUGGCGCUCCGCCACGCCCCAUGCCGAUGGCCUUCCCGACCGAGAGUCAACCACCAGCGAGCCCUUUUUGCUCAUCGACUGGGGGGUGCACCACUGGGACGAGUUUGGCCUUCCCGAGGACACGCGCAUCGAGGGUCUGCCGCCGCCUCAAGUUGCUGAGGCACACAGGGCGGAGAUUGAGUUUGUUAAAGCGUGGUUAAAAGACUGGAAAGAAGAGAAUGGAAGUUCAAGGUCACAAUCAAUGGACGAGGAAGAGACGAUGGAAGAACUGUAA
Trichoderma citrinoviride is the source of this 1614-nucleotide messenger RNA. RefSeq lists its product as hypothetical. Gene Ontology annotation, biological process: proteolysis. The coding region runs from base 1 to 1614 and encodes 537 amino acids. The record is from RefSeq and is a predicted model, not a curated record. Lineage: Eukaryota; Fungi; Ascomycota; Sordariomycetes; Hypocreales; Hypocreaceae. Gene Ontology annotation, molecular function: dipeptidyl-peptidase activity; serine-type exopeptidase activity. The transcript has 2 exons.